AACAUGACAAGUCAGGAAGUGAAGGGCGGUGGUUGAGCAAAAAAGAGCUGCUUCAACAAUCUCAACUGACACCGAACCACUAGUUGUCGUCAGAGAUCGAAAGAGUCAAGAUGUCGAGCAAACGGGCAAAGGUGAAGACCACCAAGAAGCGUCCCCAGCGCGCCACUUCCAAUGUCUUUGCCAUGUUCGACCAGUCGCAGAUCCAGGAGUUCAAGGAGGCCUUCAACAUGAUCGACCAGAACCGCGAUGGCUUUGUGGACAAGGAGGACCUCCACGACAUGCUCGCCUCGCUGGGGAAAAAUCCCAACGACGACUACCUGGACGCCAUGAUGAGCGAAGCUCCCGGGCCCAUCAACUUCACCAUGUUCCUCACCAUGUUUGGAGAGAAGCUCAACGGCACAGACCCCGAGGACGUCAUCAGGAACGCCUUCGCCUGCUUCGACGAAGAGGGGACAGGUUUCAUCCCGGAAGAUUAUCUCAGGGAGCUGCUCACGACGAUGGGCGACCGCUUCACGGAAGACGAGGUGGACGAGCUCUUCCGCGAGGCGCCCAUCGACAAGAAGAACAACUUCAACUACGUGGAGUUCACGCGCAUCCUAAAACACGGCGCCAAGGAUAAGGAUGAUUAAAAGGAAACUACCAAAGCCAGCAGAUUGUUUUUUCCUCCACCUUGUUUGUCAGUUUAGGCCGCUGUACUGCCAAUGUCGACUGUCCUGUAAGAAAUCUUUUUGUAAAGUACACCAAAGCAAUACAUUUCUGCUGUGUUGGUUGCGUGAUCGGGUUUAAGUGGACUUUUUUUUUUUUCUUUUUUUUUUUCAUUUUAUAAUAUAAAGUUUUUGAAUAAAGCCCUUUAUCAUG
This is a messenger RNA of Phycodurus eques (leafy seadragon), 858 nucleotides long. It is a transcript of the gene myl12.1, whose product is annotated as myosin, light chain 12, genome duplicate 1. Gene Ontology annotation, cellular component: cytoplasm. The transcript is spliced from 4 exons. Gene Ontology annotation, molecular function: calcium ion binding. The coding region runs from base 111 to 629 and encodes 172 amino acids. The record is from RefSeq and is a predicted model, not a curated record. Lineage: Eukaryota; Metazoa; Chordata; Actinopteri; Syngnathiformes; Syngnathidae.